Ochotona princeps (American pika) is the source of this 2983-nucleotide messenger RNA. It is a transcript of the gene EZH1, whose product is annotated as enhancer of zeste 1 polycomb repressive complex 2 subunit. The record is from RefSeq and is a predicted model, not a curated record. Gene Ontology annotation, biological process: chromatin remodeling. Bases 195 to 2438 code for a protein of 747 amino acids. The transcript has 21 exons. Lineage: Eukaryota; Metazoa; Chordata; Mammalia; Lagomorpha; Ochotonidae. Gene Ontology annotation, molecular function: histone H3K27 methyltransferase activity; protein binding.
GGCGUGGCCGCGGUGCGGGGGGCGUGGCCGCGGCGCGCAGGCGUUCUGGCUGCCGGUGCCUGCGGCUCGGGAUGGAGGACGGUAGGAGAUCACAUUUCAACGAUGACUCGUCUUUAAUAAAAAUAUUGACAUUGUCCUCAGCCGUCUCCUCUGAGAAAUACACACAGACACACUAGCAGCUGUGGAUUGACAAAAUGGAUAUACCAAAUCCUCCAACUUCCAAAUGUAUCACUUACUGGAAAAGAAAAGUAAAAUCUGAGUAUAUGCGACUUCGACAACUCAAACGGCUUCAGGCAAACAUGGGUGCGAAGGCUCUGUAUGUGGCAAACUUUGCAAAAGUUCAGGAGAAAACGCAGAUCCUCAACGAGGAGUGGAAGAAGCUGCGCGUGCAGCCCGUCCAGUCCAUGAAGCCCGUGAGCGGCCAUCCUUUCCUCAGAAAGUGCACCAUAGAGAGCAUUUUCCCGGGCUUUGCGAGCCAGCAUAUGCUAAUGCGGUCUCUGAACACAGUGGCGCUGGUCCCCAUCAUGUAUUCCUGGUCCCCUCUGCAGCAGAACUUUAUGGUAGAAGACGAGACCGUGUUAUGCAACAUUCCCUACAUGGGCGACGAAGUGAAGGAGGAAGACGAGACGUUCAUAGAAGAGCUGAUCAAUAACUACGAUGGGAAAGUCCAUGGUGAAGAAGAGAUGAUCCCUGGAUCUGUCCUGAUUAGUGAUGCUGUUUUCCUGGAGCUGGUGGACGCCCUGAAUCAGUACUCAGACGAGGAGGAGGACAGCCACAACGAUGCCUCGGACGGGAAGCAGGAUGACGGCAAGGAGGACCUGCCUGUCACAAGGAAGCGCAAGCGCCACGCUAUGGAAGGCACCAAGAAGAGCGCCAAGAAGCAGUUCCCCAACGACAUGAUCUUCAGUGCCAUUGCCUCCAUGUUCCCCGAGAAUGGAGUCCCGGACGACAUGAAGGAGAGGUACCGAGAGCUGACCGAGAUGUCAGACCCCAACGCGCUGCCCCCUCAGUGCACGCCCAACAUCGAUGGUCCCAACGCCAAGUCCGUGCAGCGGGAGCAGUCCCUGCACUCCUUCCACACGCUCUUCUGUCGCCGCUGCUUUAAAUACGACUGCUUCCUUCACCCUUUUCAUGCCACCCCAAAUGUGUAUAAACGUAAGAACAAAGAAAUCAAGAUUGAACCGGAACCGUGUGGCACAGACUGCUUCCUCUUGCUGGAAGGAGCCAAGGAAUACGCCAUGCUGCACAACCCGCGCUCCAAGUGCUCCGGCCGGCGCCGGCGCCGGCACCAUGUGGUCAGCGCUUCCUGCGCCAACACUUCCGCCUCCACUGUGGCCGAGACUAAAGAAGGGGACAGUGACAGGGACACGGGCAACGACUGGGCCUCCAGUUCUUCAGAGGCCAACUCGCGCUGUCAGACGCCCACCAAGCAGAAAGCCAGCCCCGCACCAGCCCAGCUCUGUGUGGUCGAGGCGCCCUCGGAGCCCGUGGAGUGGACUGGCGCCGAAGAGUCCCUCUUCCGUGUCUUCCAUGGCACGUAUUUCAACAACUUCUGCUCCAUAGCCAGGCUCCUGGGCACCAAGACAUGCAAACAGGUCUUCCAGUUCGCGGUGAAAGAGUCACUUAUCCUGAAGCUGCCGACAGAUGAGCUCAUGAACCCCUCGCAGAAGAAGAAGAGGAAGCACAGACUGUGGGCUGCGCACUGCAGGAAAAUCCAGCUCAAGAAGGAUAACUCUUCCACGCAAGUGUACAACUACCAGCCGUGUGACCACCCAGACCGCCCCUGUGACAGCACCUGCCCCUGCAUCAUGACACAGAAUUUCUGUGAAAAGUUCUGCCAGUGCAACCCAGACUGUCAGAAUCGUUUCCCUGGCUGCCGCUGUAAAACUCAAUGCAAUACCAAACAGUGCCCCUGCUACCUGGCUGUGCGCGAAUGUGACCCCGACCUGUGCCUCACCUGUGGGGCUUCGGAGCACUGGGACUGCAAGGUGGUCUCCUGCAAGAACUGCAGCAUCCAGCGGGGCCUCAAGAAGCACCUGCUGCUAGCCCCUUCAGAUGUGGCCGGAUGGGGCACCUUCAUUAAGGAGUCUGUGCAGAAGAACGAGUUCAUUUCUGAGUAUUGUGGCGAGCUCAUUUCUCAGGACGAGGCCGAUCGCCGAGGGAAGGUCUACGACAAGUACAUGUCCAGCUUCCUCUUCAACCUCAACAAUGAUUUUGUAGUGGAUGCUACCCGGAAAGGAAACAAGAUUCGUUUUGCAAACCAUUCCGUGAACCCCAACUGUUAUGCCAAAGUGGUCAUGGUGAACGGGGAUCAUCGCAUUGGGAUCUUCGCCAAGAGAGCCAUUCAAGCCGGGGAAGAGCUCUUCUUCGACUACAGGUACAGCCAGGCCGACGCCCUCAAGUACGUGGGGAUAGAGCGGGAAACCGAUGUCCUUUAGCUCCUCGGCCCCAACCCCACACCAGCCCCGUGGUGGCUGCACCAUCUUUGCUUCCAUGCACACUAGUGCCGCGUCUGUCCUUGUAUCCUCUGUUUUCCACAUCAACAAAUCACCUGCCUGUUCCCCAUAACGCAAGGCCUCAGCUGCAUCCUGGGGGGGAUCCCACUUCUCAGUGAAAGGGGAGACUGUGGCAGCAUAGAGCUGCAGAAGAGGCAGGCUGCGGGGUUGCACAGGUCAGUCCCUGGCUGCGCGCCUACAGGCAACGACCCCAAGUAGAGCGUUCCUUGGCCGGGGCCCUGGUGUGAAGGAGGCGCCAGGCACAGCUCUGAGGCCCAAAGCCUGGAGUGAACAGGCCGAGUUAUAUCCAGGGCUGGGGCCAACACACAUUAGAGGAGGGCCUGGCAGGCAGCACAGACCAAGCCAGAGGGAGAUAGGUCCCCAGCCGCUGCUACCUCCUCCCUCUGGCAAUCUCUGCCCGACCCCUGGGGUGGAGUCAAAGCCAGGUUCAAUACUAGGGGAGGCAAGUGAGAGCGAGCCAUCUUCCC